Molecule: messenger RNA, 372 nt
Organism: Symbiodinium sp. CCMP2592
Lineage: Eukaryota; Dinophyceae; Suessiales; Symbiodiniaceae
Source: the annotation of a GenBank genome assembly
AUGCCUCCGAAGACAGGUAAAGGUGUCAUUCGGUCAACCUUGUUUUGCCGGGCUAGGUGGUCUGUCUUGCUUCUGAGACCGGUUUGGGUUGCCAUCUGGAGUUUCAGUAUGUUUCAGUGUCCUGCGAAAGGCAACGAACGAGACAUGGGGAAGCUUAGAGUGAAAGCUUUGGAACUACAGGGAGAAGUUGCGGGAUCGCCCGUUGAACUGAGAGCCCGCAGUGAAUGUACUAGAGACGAACUGGCGCUGCUGGAAUCUCGACCUUUUCCGAGUUUGAACCCAAAAGCAUGCCGAAUCUCCAGCCGAUGGUUUCAAGGCCCCCGUCCAGAGGCCCAGGCAAAGCGACAGGUUUUUUCCCUUGUCCCGAGCUGA